AUGUUGGGACAGAAGAACUCGCUGAAGGUACGGCAGCCAUCGUGGGCGCCGCCUGAACAACUACACGUGAUGAUGUCGUCACCUCUGUGCUUCUCAAAUUUUGAUGGGGAAAAGCGUUUGAAGGAGAAGACGCUGCGUUUCAAGAUGUUGCCAUCACCCGUACCAUACGAAUUGUUUUUUGCGGAAACGCUUUCAAACCCAUCAGUAGAACGAAUGCAUCAGUACAGGUCAACGAUGCUGCGCUGGUACAAGCGCAUCCUGCCGGCGCAGGAAAACACACGCGCCCGCGUUCGUCAACGGUGCCCCUCACCGCCCAAACGCCUUAUUCAGGAAGCCGCGAUCUUAGAUGCUGCGGAGCUGCAAUCGUGGUCGGAACAAUGUUGCCGGUGGUGGGAUGAGACUUCACGAAAGCGAACGCGUCGUGGACACCGGGGUGGAAAAGCGGUGGUAAAUAUGGGGAACGCCCAGAUGAGCGCUGCCAAGCAGCAGAGAGAAAUUGAGAAUACCAAUCUUGCCGGGGAUGACAAGAGGCAUUUCACAGCGGGGCAUUCAAACUUUUUACCUUCAGCGGCGGAUGCCUCACUGCGUGCACAACUUGAUGAAGAAAAUGACCAAGCAUGGAUGAAUUGGGUUAAAGAUAAUUUGGAGGAAACGUUCCUAAAAGAAGAGUAG
This is a messenger RNA of Trypanosoma cruzi, 672 nucleotides long. RefSeq lists its product as uncharacterized. The transcript has a single exon. Bases 1 to 672 code for a protein of 223 amino acids. The record is from RefSeq and is a predicted model, not a curated record. NCBI's taxonomy places the organism in Eukaryota, Euglenozoa, Kinetoplastea, Trypanosomatida, Trypanosomatidae.